CACAACCACAACAGGGGAAGAAGAAAAAUGUACCUCGAAACUCCCCUCUCCUCCCGCCCUUCCACCCCCCCUCCUCCUCCCCGCUCUCCCUCCCCACCCAGCGAAAGCCCCGACAUAGUCCGCCUCCACCACACCCACCACACACACGGGUACCUCGCAGGCAUCACCUACGGAAAAACGUUGCAUCUCCAAUCCGGCUUCGACGAAGGCUAUGCACUGGGCGGCCGAUUCGGUUUGAAGAUCGGGUGGGUGUUGGGUGCUUUACAGGGUCUCUCGCACAUCGCCCCGGCGAUGGCGCGGGGGGAGUUUGAGAGGGCGAAGCGGGAGUUGGUCUUUGACGGGGUGUUCACGGAGGAGUAUUUCGCGCGGGGAGGUGUUUGGUUGUAUGCGAUUGCGGAGCAGGGGGAGGAGGGGGAAGGGGAGGUUACAUUAGAUAGGGUGGUAGAGAUGCACCCCCUUGUGAAGAGGUGGGUGUGCAGGGUGGAGGAAUUGGCGAGGGGGAUUGGUGUUGGUGUUGAAGAGUUGGAGUUGGAGCGGGGAGUGGGCCGGGAGGUGGAGGAAGGGAAGGGAGAGGAGGAUGGGAGUGAAGUUGGAGCGGAAGCCGAGGCACAGAUCUGA
Messenger RNA from Tuber melanosporum (Perigord truffle), 618 nucleotides. RefSeq lists its product as uncharacterized. Lineage: Eukaryota; Fungi; Ascomycota; Pezizomycetes; Pezizales; Tuberaceae. The record is from RefSeq and is a predicted model, not a curated record. Bases 292 to 618 code for a protein of 108 amino acids. The transcript has a single exon.